Leptosomus discolor (cuckoo roller) is the source of this 263-nucleotide messenger RNA. The record is from RefSeq and is a predicted model, not a curated record. NCBI's taxonomy places the organism in Eukaryota, Metazoa, Chordata, Aves, Leptosomiformes, Leptosomidae.
UGCUGACAGCCGAGGUGGUGAAGUUCUUCUUCCCCGCCAUGGUGCAGCUGCACAGCUACGUGCCCGCCAGCUCCACGCCACAGAAGCUCGCCAACUGGGGCCACCUCAACAGGAAAGUGCUGAGCAAGCUGAAUUUCUGCGUCCCGGAGGACGUGAUCCGGCAGGUCGUGCGGUGCCGGCCCGGCACGGUGGAGCAGGUGCUGCUCCUGCUGCGGCAGAAGAUCGAGGAGAAGCAGAGCAAGGCGGCGUCUGGCCCGGGCCAG